Messenger RNA from Boeremia exigua, 1845 nucleotides. RefSeq lists its product as uncharacterized. The record is from RefSeq and is a predicted model, not a curated record. Lineage: Eukaryota; Fungi; Ascomycota; Dothideomycetes; Pleosporales; Didymellaceae. The transcript is spliced from 2 exons. Bases 225 to 1355 code for a protein of 376 amino acids.
UUUGCCCAUCCUACGCUAUCAGAAUCACAGUAUGUGUAUACACGUGUAGGUACAGAUCGAUGGAUGUGACUGUUUCGCGCCAACGCACGAGUCAGUUUGGACCCUGAUCCCUGCGUCAUCCCGUCACCGCGUCACCCCGUAAUCGCUAGCGCGCCAUACUUCAUCAUCAAGUUUAUACACAACGCGUCGUUAUGCUUCGGUGACGCCCAACACCGAUCACCUCCAUGGACGAGCCCUCAAAACAGCUCCACCUCGAAACACGCGAUGCCGUCGUCCGAGCACUCGCAACGCGCCGUCCCAUCCUACACCACCUGAACGCCGACACGUCCUGGUUGCUGCAGAUACCGCGGCCCGCGAACGCCGUCAAGCAUGGCAGCCGCGUCUACUACAACAUCCUGAUCGACCCGUGGUUCGUGGGCGGGCAGUCGGAUGUCGCCAAAUGGUUCUCGCAGCAAUGGCAUGCUACACCUAGCGCGGUGCAGAGCAUCGCCGAAGUCGAAGAGAUGGUGCGCCAUGUCGAGAUACUCGCCGGCGGCAUGCGCAGAGGCAGCAAGCGAAGAGCCGGCGCCGCGGACGAGACCUUCGUCGACGCCGUCGCCAUCUCGCACGAAUUCACCGACCACUGCCACAAAGACACACUACUGGAGGUGCACCCCGACGUCCCCGUCUUCGCCACAGAACAAGCCGCCAAAUUAAUAUCCUCCUGGUCGCACUUCCGCUCCGUAACCACCACGCCCCCGUUCACCUCCGACACAGACUGGCACGACGUCUCGCUCCCACCCCUCCCCUCCUGGCUCAGCAUAACGCGCCUAACCGCGCCCUCAGACCCUCUAAACUACCACUCCGCGCUCCUCAUAACCUUCGCCACGCACCCCUUCCUAUCCACGACGCCGCGCAAACAGCGCCCCAGCCUAUCCAUCAACGGCGACGGCCUGGACGACCCCUGCGCCGCCGCCCCCGAGGCCGCAGAGGCCCUGCUGUACACGCCCCACGGCAUCCCGCCCGCGGCGCUGUCUGCGAUCGCGCACGCCGAGCCGCAGCUCAGGGUACUCGCGUUCCUGCACGGCCUGCACGACGUGCGGAUUUCGGCGGCGCAGCAGCUGAAUCUGGGCGCGCGGAACGGGGUGCUGGCGCAGCGGCUGCUCGGGGCGCGGUACUGGGUCGCGACGCACGAUGAGGUGAAGACGGGCGGGGGGUUUGUGAGCUGGUUUCUGAGGCGCAGGGUGUGGACGGUGGGGGAGGCGCUGCGGGAAGCGCGGGAGGAGAGCGGGGAGGGCGCGGGAGGCGACGACGACGCGUUUAGGGAUGUAAGGUUUCAGGAGAUGGGGAACGGGGAGAGUUUGAUUCUGGAAUAGAUACUGCGGGGCGGCUUGUUGUGCGCUUGUCCUGGAGCGCGGUCCCGGGGCCCCUUGCUUUGCUGUGCGUUGUAUGCGCAUACCCCUUUCUUCUGCUUCUUGUUUGCUGCACCCAGUGUAUUUCGCUGUCCCAGAGCGAAACGCGCUAGUCUGGCGCGCGAGCGCGUGCGCACGUGCACACCUCCUUCACCAUCACCGCCGCCCACCCAUCCCAAACAGACGAUGCACCUAGAUGCGUCUCCAGACCCAUGGAAACGUGUUCUGCCCAACAGCCAUAGCGUACUACUACCCGACUGACAGCAGCUGUUCCCGCGCUGCCACCACCACUGCACGACUCCACAAUUUCCGGUCCCGCAGACUGGAAAGGCAGGACAGAGAGGGACGUAGUAAGAUCUUGGGUUAACUAUUUUGGCGUGCUGUCGCAAGGGAAUUGUGUGUUUGUUAUACCUUCCGACUUUUGUAUCACACUGGCACACAAUGUAAAGAGGUC